This is a messenger RNA of Onychostoma macrolepis, 4328 nucleotides long. It is a transcript of the gene chrm3a, whose product is annotated as cholinergic receptor, muscarinic 3a. The record is from RefSeq and is a predicted model, not a curated record. Gene Ontology annotation, biological process: saliva secretion; adenylate cyclase-inhibiting G protein-coupled acetylcholine receptor signaling pathway; chemical synaptic transmission. Gene Ontology annotation, molecular function: G protein-coupled serotonin receptor activity; G protein-coupled acetylcholine receptor activity. Gene Ontology annotation, cellular component: synapse; plasma membrane; dendrite. The coding region runs from base 759 to 2546 and encodes 595 amino acids. The transcript has 3 exons. NCBI's taxonomy places the organism in Eukaryota, Metazoa, Chordata, Actinopteri, Cypriniformes, Cyprinidae.
UAGGUUCUAAUGUACUUUGUUAAUAUAAAGCAAUUAAAAAAAAAAAUUCAAAAAGUGUUUUCACUGUAUUACGUAUUGUAUUGUGUUGUGUAUUAGGGUUAAAGGAAAUGUCCAUAAACUUCACGAACUAGGAGAUAAUUACUAGUACCUCAGUUUUUCUACAAUUUCUUUUCAUACAGUGAAACAUUUUUGAAGCAGUAAUUUUUUUUUCAUCUUUUUAAGUACCCAAUAAAUUGAUAGCUCUAGUUAAACUCAGUUAUUAAUAAUUAUUUAUAUUUAAUACAAAGCAAAAGCAAGACUAUGCCAUAGUUUUUGUACUGAAUAAUACAAGCAUAUCGUAAUGGAAAAUUUAUUCACCCAAUCAACAGCCUGCUGAAAGUAGGCACACAUCGUUGUCUCUGCGUUUCCUCUCGUCUCUCAUAAGGAGAAAUCUCUGUCUGAUUUAUCCUGCCUGAAACAGACAGUGACACUUAUAUCAUCUGUCUUAUUGCUAUGGUCCCUGUAGGAGCAGAAACAUAAACACAGCGAGGCAGGAGACAGCUGCAUACACCUCUGCCUGCGGUGAACAGUGCUGUCAGUUUCAGGAAACGUUCUCAAGAAAACCUGUCUGCACUCUGGUCCGGGGCAGUAUGAACCUGACUGAUGUCCUGUCUCCAUGCCAACCAGAGUCUCAGGUCGAGGUAAACCUAAACCCACCUGUCAGAAGGUGACCUCUCUGCCCCAAUCCAAGCUCUACAGGAAUAUGCACGGCCUGCACGAUGGAGUCCAACAGCACCGAGUUGGGCCUGUACUCACCAUCCGACACCCUGGGAAUGGGAAUCUACUUGGCAUCCACUCCGUGGCCACUGCUCCAGAACACAAGCCUCAUCAACCUCAGUGCUGUUUUCAAGCUUAAUGGGAGUAAUGUCGAGGUUGAAGGGCAAACCUAUGAUCCUCUGGGCGGCCACUCGCUCUGGCAAGUCAUUCUCAUCGUUGUCUUUACAGGACUGCUUUCCCUUAUUACUAUUAUCGGAAACAUCUUGGUCAUGGUGUCGUUUAAGGUCAACCGCCAGCUCAAAACGGUUAACAAUUACUUCCUACUCAGUUUAGCCGUGGCAGAUCUCAUCAUUGGGGUCAUCUCUAUGAACCUGUACACUGCUUACAUUGUCAUGGGCCAGUGGGCAAUGGGAAACUGGGCGUGCGACCUCUGGCUAGCAAUAGACUACGUAGCCAGCAAUGCAUCCGUCAUGAAUCUGCUGGUCAUUAGCUUUGACCGGUAUUUCUCCAUUACAAGGCCUCUCACGUACCGUGCCAAACGUACCACCAGGCGGGCAGGAAUGAUGAUUGGCCUGGCAUGGUUUGUGUCGCUCAUACUUUGGGCUCCUGCCAUUUUGUUCUGGCAGUAUUUUGUAGGAGAAAGAACCGUUCCACCGGAUAAAUGCUACAUUCAGUUUCUCUCCGAGCCCAUUAUUACAUUUUGCACCGCGAUGGCGGCUUUCUACCUGCCGGUGACGAUAAUGAGCGUUCUGUACUGGCGAAUAUACAAAGAGACAGAGAACCGUUCUCGGGAACUUGCAGGAUUACAAGGCUCGGUUGGAAGGUUCGGAGGUGUUGAGCGACCACGCUUCCACCUCCACGCCACUGGGGGGAGCUCUAGAAGCUGCAGCAGCUUCGAACUGGGCCAACCUGGCCACAAACAAAGCUCAGUUCAUGGCCUGAGUGGGCGAUUCCACUGCUGGGGGUGGAAGUUGGGUGGCAGGGAUAAAGGUGGGCCGCACCGGGAGGCGGAUCAGAGCAGCAGCGACAGCUGGAACAACAAUGAAGCUGGACUAUCAGCUGACCACUCGGGCUCAUCUGACGACGACGAGAGUGCGCCAUCCACCACACGGGCGAUCUUCUCCAUUGUUCUCAGUAUGCCUGGCGUGAGGGCAGCUGUAAACUCCCAGGUCACUUCUUGUGAGGAUUUGGACACUGAUGAAGAUCCAUUACGGUCCCCUGUGGAGAACGACGGCAGAGAUGGCAGCAUGUCCCGCUCUGUCACCAAUGGGAACAAGCGGUUUGUCGGAAGCAUGAGUAAAGUUCAGUCAAUGUCCGCCAUACAACCGUCAACGGAUCCAAACAUUGAUGGCACCAACACCACCGUCAAAUCUCCCUCAGCGCCCAUAACUUUCAAAGAGGCAGCUCUAGCAAAACGUUUUGCAGCUUGCGCAAGGACGCAAAUCACCAAGCGGAAGCGCAUGUCGCUAAUAAAAGAAAAGAAAGCGGCGCAAACUCUAAGCGCCAUCCUUUUCGCUUUCAUUAUUACGUGGACGCCAUAUAACAUCAUGGUGCUAGUAAACACUUUCUGCAACGGCUGCAUACCUGAGAACCUCUGGGCGCUAGGCUAUUGGCUUUGCUACGUUAACAGUACAGUAAAUCCUAUGUGCUACGCCCUUUGCAACAAGACUUUUCGUACCACUUUCAAGAUGAUCCUGCUUUGUCGCUGGGAUCAGAAAAAAAGCAAGCCAAGCUUUCCGCAAAGACAGGCUGUGAGGUUUCACAGGAGCAUACCCACAGACUCUACAUAGGAACCUGGUUGCGAAGCUAAUUUGCUAAUGCUAAAAUGUACGUUUCAAGGGGUGAUUCCUCAAGUAUCUGUACUAUAUAAUGAAGCUUUAAUGUGUGAGUCUCAAUGUGGACGUGUAGUUCAGUCACUUAUGAUUCCGGGUCACUAGAUUGUAACAUUUUAAGACACUGUGGUUUAGUGUACAAAGAGCUUCGGUGAUACUGAAGCACAACUGAGCAAGUGCAAUUGCCAUCAGUACUUCCUGUGGACUUUUAUAUGCCUUUUACUAAAUCAGCAGUGCCAACUUUCAGGAGUUCAGCAGCGACAUAUAAAAAGUACAUUUGAAAGGAGACCGUAUUUUGAACCUCAGAGAGCUGAUCGGAUGUGAUGCUCUCAAUUACUUGUUAGAAUUUUUUUGGGGUUUAAUAUUAAAUAUCUCAUUUUUGUCAGUAAACAGAAACUAAAAUAUGAUUUUUAAAUAAGGUGAUGUAUAUCAAAGUAUUUACGGUGAAGAUAUUUCUUUUUCUAAGUGGAAUUUGCUGAUUUCUGUGAAAGCGUGCCACAGAGGUUCAGUAUCUUUGCUGUCUCGGUAAGUGUAAGUGUUCUUCUGCAACAUGUGAGCCACAGUUGAACAGUUUGUAGGUUUUUCUCUCCUGUUGAGAAUUUUGGUUAUUCAUAAACAGCACUUCCGUAAGCUGCUCUUGUAUAAAGCGUGGUUGUUUACAUUUGUUUUGCUAAAAGUAUUUUAAUAGCUAUUAUGUAGGUUUUCAGUGCACAUUGAAUAUGUUUGUAUAUGUUUGGAAUGCCUUAUGUUUGGACUUUGAGAUUGUGCACUGAAUAUACUGGGCUAGCUGUGAAAUCAUUUAUGAAACCUAAAGAAUGUUUUUAACUGUUUAAUGGACAUUCAGAUUUUGACAUUAGUGCGUUGGAAUGUAAUUCCAUUUACAGCCAAACUGUUUGCUGUCACCACCACAUUUGGGAAUGCCAGGCUUUAACACAACAAGCCAAUUUAGUUUCCUAAAGUAGCUGCAGAUUUGCUUCAUAAAAAGCACACAAAAUACAGACCUAUCAAUCAAACAUGCAUCUUUCUUCAACUAUGGGCUCCUUUGGCACUGUGGAGAAAUUAAAAUAAUUUAAAACACACUUUUUACACACAUUUAAUUUGCCUACUAACAAUGUCCAACAGUGGUCAUAUUUCUAAAACAUUGUGUAUAUGUGUGAUUUCCAUAACAUCUUAAAUGAUGUAUUUAAUAACAAUAAUAAAGUUUAUUAACAGUCUGUGAUGGAAAUUGCAUUUUAAACAUUUAUGGGAUAAAUGGCCUACUCCUUUUUCAUGCUAAAGCUAAUUUCAUAGCAUUUUAUGGAUCCUAAAAACACAAUUAAAUGCCAUUCCUUACAAAAAUUAAAGCUUGAUUGGAAAUUACACAAAUUUUACACUUGCCAUUCAGUUCCAACGCUAGUGUUUUGAAGAAAUAUGAAUAAUUGCCUGAUUUGUAACUUAGCCACCAUUUGUAUUAGAGUAAAGAAACAGAAACUUUUUGAUAUGUUUUAUGUUUUACAUUGCAAACAAAGGCUGUAUGUUUUGUAAGGCCUUGUAAGAUCAAAGUUAAAAUUGAGCUUCUGUGCGGUGUGUUGUUUGUGGCUGUGCUCUCGUUUUGUUCCAAAUUGGCUGUGUACAAGUUAAAGUUAAAGUUACUGUCAGAUUUGUGAUAACUGUUGAAUGUUACAAAAAUACAGCCUAGUGCAAAAUGCAUUUUUAUCCUCAGAUUGUUUCUCAAAAUAAAUGUAACAUUUUAAAAUGAAC